Molecule: messenger RNA, 549 nt
Organism: Arctia plantaginis
Lineage: Eukaryota; Metazoa; Arthropoda; Insecta; Lepidoptera; Erebidae
Source: the annotation of a GenBank genome assembly
AUGUUAAUUACUUGCAACAUUGAAAAUAUUGCUAAGAUGAAAUACCAAGUUUUGUUCACUGUGUUAGCCAUUUUGGCUGUUAACGUCAACUGCACAGUGAUUCAGCCUAGCCUGGAAUUGAAGAGUUCUCCAGUGAAAUUUGCAGAAUUAGGAGAGCCGGUUGAGUUGAUUGAAUAUAAUGAAGAAGUCAGGAAUGAAGAAGAUGGCGAACCCGUACAGUACAUUGAAAGUUUUGAAGAAAUAGAACUUGGAUCUCAAACGUAUCCAGAGGUUUUCUCGAGAAUAGUUCAGCCUAGGAACAGUGUACUACUAAGGGUAGUACACAGGAGAUCAGCGGUGGCGAACACAGUUCAUGUACUUAGGGUCAACUACCGUGGCAGAGCAAGCACCAGAAUCUCCUCUGUUCGAGCUGCACAGAUUGGCGCAAACCUCGGGGCGAUUGGACGCGUUGUAGCUGGCGGUGUUGGCAGGAACUUUGCCACAGUAGAGUUAAGGUCAGCAAGGGGCCGCGGCUUCAAUAUUCAAGUUGAUAUUUUGGGCCGAUUCUAA